AUGAUUGUUUUGCUUUUAGUCCAGAAAGUCAUUUUAGAGGAAUAUUGUACGUUGGACUGCCUAAAGGUUGCAAAACUAGUAUUGAUGAAAUAUGAGUCAGUGGAAUUGACAAUCAAGAGUAAUUUGAGCAGAAUUGACAGAAAAAGAAGUAUUUGGAUGAUGUAUAGUUUGGUUGUCAAGGUUACUCGUAUGCUUAUUAGGAAUAAUGUAUUUAAAGAAUCACAUGGAAUCUAUCUUUUGGCUUUUCAAAAAGUAUUUAGAAAGGCGAUUGAAUGUUCAACUUCACUCGGGACAGUUGAGGAUGGAAAAGAAAUAAAAGUGUUAAGACAGAUAGACAGCAAGGACAAUCACACAGAUACAAAGGGACAGAAAGAGGAAAAAGAGGAAGAGGGUUUUGAACAGAGAUAUAAGACUUUAAUGCGAUGUAUGAUUGCUUUCCUACGGGUCAGGCAGAAAGCAAUUCAGGGACGGUGA
This is a messenger RNA of Phycomyces blakesleeanus NRRL 1555(-), 474 nucleotides long. RefSeq lists its product as hypothetical. NCBI's taxonomy places the organism in Eukaryota, Fungi, Mucoromycota, Mucoromycetes, Mucorales, Phycomycetaceae. The transcript has 4 exons. Bases 1 to 474 code for a protein of 157 amino acids. The record is from RefSeq and is a predicted model, not a curated record.